Molecule: messenger RNA, 7816 nt
Organism: Pseudomassariella vexata
Lineage: Eukaryota; Fungi; Ascomycota; Sordariomycetes; Amphisphaeriales; Pseudomassariaceae
Product: alpha amylase
Exons: 5
Coding region: 423-7550 (2375 amino acids)
Biological process (GO): fungal-type cell wall (1->3)-alpha-glucan biosynthetic process
Cellular component (GO): fungal-type cell wall
Molecular function (GO): alpha-1,3-glucan synthase activity
Source: RefSeq, a predicted model, not a curated record
GUAGCUUCUAGAGGCGACUACGCCCAGACUGUCGUACCGUCAACUUGUCCCAACAGGGGGGAUCCCCCGGCCGCUUCAUAAAUCGUUAGGCGCUGCUACGCCCGCCGAACGGCACAGUGAUGUGCGUUCCACGGCUCGGUGCAACAUCGCGGCUUUUGCCUGCUUACUAGUUCUCUUUCCCUCCUUUACCAACGAUCCUCUUUUGCCCUGUACCAUUGGUUGUUGUAGUCCUGUCCGGUUGGUCGUCAUUCUCUUCUUUGGGAUCCGAGAUACUGGGUUGGGACCUUUCCGAGUUUCCUUCAACAACAAGAACACCAACAACCACCACCACCACCUCUAUUCUCUCGUUUCUGUUGUUGUGUUGCUGCCACUAGUACAUCCUCCCCAAUGCUUACGUGGCGCGUGGGCGUUAUAGACGAAUAAUGUUUUCUUUGCGAAUUUCAACGCUGCUACUCGCUCUUUUUACGGCGGCGCCCACUACCCUCGUUCACGGACUUAAAUACACUCUCUCAGAAAAGGACUAUAAUCUUAAUCAGAACCCUACAGCGACAAAUCCGCUUGAUUAUUCCGGCCAGCGGGAUAGCAAUCACACAUACGCCAAGUCCCCGGACAAUUGGAGGUUUCCCUUCUACACCGUCUUCCUGGAUCGUUAUGCCAAUGGCGACCCCACGAACGACGAUGCCAAUGGCACGAUCUUCGAGACGGAUUAUAUGAGCACCCAGCUGCGCGCCGGCGGUGAUCUCCAAGGCUUAAUAGACUCGCUCGACUACAUAGCGGGCAUGGGCAUCAAGGCUAUCUACAUUGCUGGUUCCCCUUUUAUCAACCUGCCCUGGGGUGCUGAUGGAUAUUCGCCGCUUGACUUGACCCUGCUAGAUAAGCAUUUCGGAGAUAUUGCACAAUGGCAAAAGGCUAUGGACGAGAUCCACAACCGCAACAUGUACGUGUUGCUGGACAACACCAUGGCCACCUUGGGUGAUCUGAUCGGAUUUAACGGGUACCUCAACACAAGUACCCCCUUCUUGAACGAGGAGCACAAGGUAUCCUGGAAGUCAUCGCGUCGAUACCUCGACUUCGACAUUGGCAACGAAUACAAUGAGACAUGCGAAUACCCGACGUUCUGGUACGAAGACGGCUACAAGGUCAACUCGACGGUGCAGAACUCGCUCAAGGGCUGUUACAACAGCGACUUCGACCAGUAUGGUGACAUCGAAGCUUUCGGCGUGUUUCCGGAUUGGCAACGUCAGCUGGCCAAGUUCGCCUCGGUGCAGGAUCGUCUUCGUGAGUGGGUUCCGUCGGUAAGAGAGCGCCUGGAGCACUUCUCGUGCCUAACGAUCGGAAUGCUCGAUAUCGACGGCUUCCGUGUCGACAAGGCUAUGCAGGUCACGGUGGAUGCGCAGGCGUCUUUCAGCGACGCCAUGAGAACGUGCGCCAAGAAGUACGGCAAGGACAACUUCAUGGUUGUGGGCGAAAUCACGGCCGGUAACACGUUGGGCUCUGUCUACCUGGGGCGUGGUCGCUCGCCCGAUAUGAAGCCGGCUGAUGCGGCAACGGCGAUGACGCUCGACGUGAACUCGACCGAUGAUGCUCAGUAUUUCAUCCGCGAAGAAGGCCUGAGUGCUCUGGAUGCCGGUGCUUUCCACUACUCCGUCUACCGAUACCUGACCCGAUUCCUCGGCAUGAGCGGAAACCUCGAGGCCGGAUACGAUCUGCCGACGGACUGGGUCCAGAUGUGGAACGAAAUGAUCCUGACCAACGACUUUUACAACGUGAACACUGGCGAGUUUGAUCCCCGCCAUCUCUUUGGUGUGACCAACCAGGAUGUUUUCCGCUGGCCCGCCGUCGAAAAGGGAAUUGAGCGCAUGCUGCUGGGGCACUUCAUCACGACACUGACCCUUCCGGGCAUCCCGCUGAUGUACUAUGGCGAGGAGCAAGGCUUCUACGUUCUGGACAGCACGGCGUCCAACUACGUUUUCGGUCGUCAGGCCAUGUCGCCAGCGCUGGCGUGGAAGAGGCACGGCUGCUUCUCGAGCGCCAACGAAAUUUACACCAAUUGGCCGGUCAGCAAGGCGACGCAGGGCUGUAACGAUGCCAGCGUGGCUCUUGACCAUCGCGAUCCGUCGGCCCCGCUGCGCAACACCAUGAAGCACAUGUUUUCCUUGCGCGAUUCAUUUCCCGUGCUCUCGGAAGGCUGGUUGCUGCAGCAGCUGGCGGCCAAGACCACCACCAGGUUGUUGAACGGCAGUUCGGCCGAGACCACCUUUGGCAUCUGGAGUGUUGCCCGCGGCAUGAUGGCCGAUGUGCAAAACGCAACGUCUGAGAAGCCCGUGUGGCUGGUUUACCACAACAACGAGAACACUACCACUUAUACCUUCGACUGUAGCGACGCAUCGGAUGCCUUUUUGGCUCCCUACGAUGCCGGCACUACGGUGCAAAACCUGUUCAACACGGACGACACGGUAACGCUGGAGGAAUCGGCCGUUUCCAACAAGAACUGGACCGGCACGUCUAACUCGGCCGGGUGCCUCAGCUCCAUCACCAUGAAGCCCUUUGAAUACCGUGCAUACGUGCCCCAGUCUCUGGCUGUGACCCCCGGGCCCAUGAUCACCAAGUUCGUUCCGGGCCACGACGCGCCCAUCGACUCAACCGAUGCCAAUGGCCAAAUCGAGAUCAGCCUGCACUUCAACAUGGAGAUGGACUGCGAUUCCAUCACCAACUCCAUCUCUGUGACCUCCACCAUCGACGGUUCGGGAACGACCAACACCAGCACUUUCAGUGACCCUGUCUGUACCGCCACAACUGACGACACCGAGGACUUUGUCGGCUACAUUGCCACCAAGUGGUCCUGGACCUCGACUCUUUCCAACCUGGAAGACGGUGUUCAUCGUAUCACCCUGGACAACGCUUUGUCGGCGGACAACGUGGCCACCAACAGCACCGACCACUUCUUGAUUCGCUUCGGCCAGCCCAACAACCCCGUCGUGUUCCCAGAAUCGGCCAACUAUUCGAGCACGCUUCUCACCAUGGACGAUAAAGAGGCCCUAUACGUGACCCACACCGCCCCCGGAGCCUCCAAAUGGCGGUACAGUACCAACUGGGGAUCGUCCUGGAGCAACUGGAUCGAGUACGCAACAGCCAAGACCAAGAUCGUCAAGCAAAGCUGGGACGGAACAACGGAGCAGGCCUGGGACGGCGAGCACGUCAUCGUCCAGUACUGGAGCCAACCUCUAGGCUCGUCCGCCUUCGUCCAGCAUUCCGACGUUGGGGCCGACUCGGGCUACCCUCGCCGCUUCCCUCACGUCUUUCUCCACGGUGACUACAACCAGUGGGGCUACGAUGCCGGUUUGGCCAGCUCCAUGGAUCUCGUCGGCAGCAGCACUUGGGAGCUACACUUCAUGUACGAGUGGCCUGCCAAUUUCCAGAUGAACGUUUGGGGUAUCAACCCGGACGCCCAGCCUGACCAAAGUUUCAUUUACGGUGAUAUCGACGACGACGGCGUCAUCGAUAGACUACCACCCAGCAGUUUGUCCGAAAACGUCGUGAACAUCACGUCGCCCCCCGCGUGGCCCGCUCUGUCGUACAAGCUGCGCUUCAACGACGCCACUUGGACCUUUAGCAGGGUGCCCCAGGGCCAUGUCUCUGUCCAGAUUCUUCUCUUCAUUCUACUCGCCAUCAUGCCUGUCGUUCUCGCCGGACUGGCCGGGUGGGCCUACGUCGGCAGCUUCUACCGCGUUAAGGUCAACAAGGUGGGUUUCAGCACCAAGGUGAAAGGCCUGGUGCCCAUGGCCUUCCUCAAGAGGAGCAAGUCCAACUCGCAGGAGGAGAAGAACAACAAGGCCAUGAUCCACAUGACCCCGAUUCCCGCCUCGCCUAUGUCUGCGGGCACCCCGGCGCUGCCCACCAUCACGGGCGACAGGAGGACGGUUCUCAUCGCCACCAUGGAGUACAACAUUGACGAUUGGGGUAUUGGUAUCAAGAUUGGUGGUCUCGGUGUUAUGGCCAAGCUCAUGUCCACGGCCCUGUCUCACGUUAACCUUGUCUGGGUCGUGCCUUGCAUCGGCGGUAUCGACUACCCCAUCGACACGCCCGUCGAGUCCAUGUUCGUAAGCUGCAUGGGUGAGCAAUUCGAGGUUAUGGUGCAGUACCACAAGUACAAGAACAUCACCUACGUUCUCCUGGACGCGCCUAUCUUCCGUCAACAGACCAAGGCCGAGCCCUACAUGGCCCGCAUGGACGACGUCGAAAGUGCUAUCCUGUACGCCGCCUGGAACAGCUGUAUCGCCGAGACUAUGCGCCGUUUCCCCGUUGAUAUCUACCACAUCAACGAUUACCACGGUGCCGCCGCCCCGCUCUACCUGCUGCCCCAGACCAUCCCGACCUGUCUCUCCCUCCACAACGCCGAAUUCCAAGGUCUCUGGCCUAUGCGUACCCCUGAGGAGCAGCGGGAAGUCUGUGACGUUUUCGGUCUGCCCAUGGAUAUUGUCAAGGAGUACGUCCAGUACGGUUCCGUCUUCAACUUGCUCCACGCCGGUGCCAGUUACUUGCGUCUGCACCAGCGUGGUUUCGGUGCCGUGGGUGUGUCCAAGAAGUACGGUGAUCGUUCGCUGGCUCGAUACCCCAUCUUCUGGAGUUUGAAGGAAAUUGGUCAACUCCCCAACCCCGAUCCCUCCGAUACUGCCGAGUGGAACCCGGAGAUGGAGGACCUGGGCGAAAAGGGCAUCAAGGUCGACCCCGCAUUCGAGGCUGCCCGCGGUGAUCUCCGCAGACAGGCUCAGGAAUGGGCCGGACUCGAAGUCGACCCCACGGCCGAGCUGUUCGUCUUCGUCGGUCGUUGGUCCGUCCAGAAGGGUUGCGAUCUGAUCGCUGAUAUCUUCCCCAGUAUUCUGGAGAAGUACCCCAAGACGCAAUUGAUCGCGGUCGGUCCCGUUAUCGACUUGUACGGCCGUUUUGCUGCCCUCAAGUUGGAGAAGCUGGUCGAGAAGUACCCCAGGCGUGUGUUCAGUAAGCCCGAGUUCACGCAAUUACCCCCGUACAUCUUCAGUGGUGCCGAAUUCGCACUUAUCCCGUCUCGUGACGAGCCGUUCGGUCUCGUCGCUGUCGAGUUCGGACGUAAGGGUGCAUUGGGUGUGGGGGCCCGAGUGGGUGGUCUCGGACAAAUGCCAGGUUUCUGGUACACGGUCGAGUCCAUGACACCGGCCCAUUUACUGGACCAGUUCAAGCAGUCUAUCGUCUCCGCCCUGGAGACGAAACAGAAGAAGCGCGCCGUCAUGAGAGCAUGGAGCGCCAAACAGCGUUUCCCCGUCGCACAAUGGGUGAGACAACUUGACUCUCUGUACGCCGAGUCGAUCCGCAUUCAUAACAAGGAGGCAUCCCGACGGAAACGUCUCACGAGCCGGUCGCUCAUCUCUCUCACCCUGCGCGGCAAGGAGAAGGAGACGGGAGGCGAUUUCCUGUCCAGACCCGGCACCCCCUCGGGUCGUCCAGCCAGUCCCAACUCGGCCCUGGGAUCCCCUCCUCACGCUAACAGCCCCAUGCUGCACGGCAAUUCGGCCACGUUGGCCUCCCCUAGUCUCCAAACCCCGACCUUCCCCUGGGCCAACCUCUCCCCCGGAUCGGCCCGCAACUCGGUCGCUAGCUCCGUCUUCAACCCCCACGACCGCUCGAGUAUGGUCAGCGUCGACAGUCUCGCCAUCCGCGCGCAACAAGACGGGCCUACGAACCCCGGCGCCGAGCAGGGUCUCGGCCUCGCGGGUCUCGAACUCCCCAAGCCUGGCUUCUACCUCAACCAGUCGUACCGCAACAGCAGUCAACUUUCCCUACCUGACGUGGUGGGAGAUAGGCAGGACAUGAAGCUGCAAAAGGUGGACCUCUCCUUCACUGAUAACAACGGCGAAUUCUACGCCGAGUUCGAGGAGAUGCUCGCCAAGAACCUGACGGCCAAGAACUCGCACAACGACUUGUGUAUCGAGACGUUCCUGAAGAAGAGCGAGAAGCAGUGGUUCAGCCGGUACCGCGACGCCAAGCUAGGUCGGUCGCGCGACGCGAGUCGGACACGAAGUCCAGCGCCGGGUCGGCCCGAAAGCAGAGGUGGUGAUAGCAGGAAUACGUCUGUUGUGAGUCGUGGACGCCAACGGAGACGGAGCCUCACGCCGCAUAGCAUGUUGACGUACGAGACGUCCAUGGAGACUCCGCCGUUGGACGACGAGUUCUUGCUUGGUGAUGGGUAUAAGGCCCCCACGGGUCUGAAGAAGUUGCUUUCCAUUCGCAUAGGGGAUUGGCCCAUUUACUCGUUCUUGCUCGCACUGGGACAGGUCAUUUCGGUGAACUCGUAUCAGAUUGUGCUGUUGACCGGCGAGACGACGCAGACGCCCGUUAAGCUGUACAUUGUUGCUGCAUCGUACUUGGUCUCCUCCGUGGUGUGGUGGUUGCUGGUGCGCAAUUUCAAGAGCGUAUAUGCCCUUUCGAUACCGUGGAUCUUCUUUGGCUUGGCGUUUAUGAUGCUUGGUGUGGCGCCUUUCGUGUCGUACUGGCAGACGCGGAUUUAUGUCCAGACGGUUGCCACUGCGUUUUAUGCGGCGGGUGCUAGUUUUGGAUCUUUAAGUUUUGCGUUGAAUUUCGGUGAUGAAGGCGGCUCCCCCACCCGCCAAUGGAUCACCCGCGCCCUCGCCGUAUCCGGCGUGCAACAAGUUUUCACCCUCGCGCUCUGGUACUGGGGUUCCCUCGUCUCCAACUCGGAAGCCAGUGCCACGGGCUUCGUCGGCUCCUCGCCCAUCCCCAUGGCCCUCGUUAUCUGUGUGCCCCUCGCCUUUAUCCUCUGGGCCGUGGGUGUCAUCCUCUACCUGGGCCUGCCCGACUACUACCGCCAGUCCCCUGAGUCCAUCCCGGGCCUGUACAUCUCCCUUAUGCACCGCAAGCUCGUCCCGUGGUUCUUCGUCAUGAUCAUCAUCCAGAACUACUGGCUGUCUGCCCCUUACGGCCGUAACUGGCAGUUCCUCUUUGCCUCGCAGUACGUGCCCGGCUGGGGCAUCUUCCUCCUGGCGCUCGGUUUCUUCGUCGGACUGUGGGCUGCUAUUCUUUACGGCUUCUCCUUCUUCUCCGAGCGCCACACCUGGCUCCUCCCCAUCUUCGCCAUCGGCCUUGGCGCCCCCCGUUGGGCGCAGAUGCUCUGGGGAACCUCAGGUAUCGGCUGGUACCUCCCUUGGGCCGGCGGCCCCGUCGGCUCCGCCAUUCUCUCGCGUUGUCUGUGGCUUUGGCUCGGUCUGCUCGAUGCCGUUCAGGGUGUCGGGUUGGGUAUGAUGCUGCUCGCUACUCUGACGAGACAGCACGUCAUGGCAGUGCUUAUCGGAGCCCAGAUUCUUGGUUCUGCCAUCACUAUGUUGGCGCGUGCUACUAGUCCGAACAAGCUGUAUGCCACGGCUACCUUCCCCGAUUUCUCCCAGGGACUGUACCCCGGUGUCGCAAAUGUCUGGUUUUGGGUGUGUUUGGCGUUCCAGCUUGCUAUCCCGAUUGGGUUCUUCAAGUUCUUCCGUAAGGAACAGGUGGCGAAGCCGUAAUCGAAAAAGAAGAUAUAGUCUUGUUAUGUCGCGGUUGUUGGUCGUGUAGGUGUUGUUUGUCGAACGUUGCUGUCAUUUUCUAGGCUUUCUGGUUGGGUUAAAAUCUAAACAUCCAUGGUACCCGGUGUUAUCUAGUUGUGUUGUACAUGAUGACUUUUAGUAUGAUAUUCCCUUAUUUCUUUUACACAUACGUAUAUAUAUAUAUAUACAUAUAUCUUUAGACAUUCUUUGGAUAGGGAGCAUGAAAUAGAUACGUGUCUUUAUUC